Molecule: messenger RNA, 675 nt
Organism: Diachasmimorpha longicaudata
Lineage: Eukaryota; Metazoa; Arthropoda; Insecta; Hymenoptera; Braconidae
Product: E3 ubiquitin-protein ligase RNF181-like
Exons: 3
Coding region: 148-588 (146 amino acids)
Biological process (GO): protein ubiquitination
Cellular component (GO): cytoplasm
Molecular function (GO): ubiquitin protein ligase activity
Source: RefSeq, a predicted model, not a curated record
UCUAGUUUGUGUGUUCGAAGCCAUUACAGUCAACAAAAUUUGAUGCAAGUGUGUGUUUAGAACUGUCACUCAGACAUUGUAUUCAAUAAUUGAGUAGAUUCAAAUUCAUUCUGGUGAUAAGAUUUGUGGAGCAUUGGAUGAGCAAAGAUGUCAGAUUAUUUCGAUGAAAUGGGAUGGACCCCACUCCGGGAUGGAGAGGCACCUAAUUCAUUGCUACAAAUGGCACGUUUUUUGCGAAAUGUUGGAGCAUGGGAUAUGUUGGGAAUGGACGAAAAAUUACCACCUCCUGCGUCAAAAGCAGCAGUUGAAGCACUUGAGGAAAUUAAAAUUACUGAUGCUGAUUCCAAAAAGUGUCCUGUAUGUUGGGAAGCAUUCAAAAGUAGUGAAAUUGCUAAGUCUUUACCUUGUAAACACUCAUUUCACAGAGAGUGUAUAAUUCCAUGGUUGAAUAAGACCAAUUCGUGUCCACUCUGUCGGCAUGAGUUACCGACCGAUGAUGAGGAUUAUGAAAUGUAUAGGAAGGAAAAAUUGAGGGCAGUCGAACGAGAAAAAGAUUUGGAAAUAUUGCACAAUUCUAUGUUUGGUUAGCAAAAUUGUUGGAAUUAUUAUAUUAUUUUUAUCUGGAGGUCUUCGGUAUUAUAUUUGUGUCUAUAUAAAUAAACUGGGACAACUGGA